AUGCAGGCGGGGGCAGCGCAGGAUAUUAUAUCGCUGAUUGCCGAUCUAAGUAAGCCUCAACGAGGAAGUCAAAGCUUGAGCGGCAGGCGCGAAGCGAAUGCUGGCGGGUGCGUCGUUGUUGGAGACGGAUGGGUGGAAUCACUUCGGGUGGUGAUCACCUCAUGCACAGCAGAUGAUAUCGCAAUGCUGUAG
Molecule: messenger RNA, 192 nt
Organism: Penicillium samsonianum
Lineage: Eukaryota; Fungi; Ascomycota; Eurotiomycetes; Eurotiales; Aspergillaceae
Exons: 1
Coding region: 1-192 (63 amino acids)
Source: RefSeq, a predicted model, not a curated record